This is a messenger RNA of Rodentolepis nana, 555 nucleotides long. NCBI's taxonomy places the organism in Eukaryota, Metazoa, Platyhelminthes, Cestoda, Cyclophyllidea, Hymenolepididae. The record is from the annotation of a GenBank genome assembly.
CUGGACACCGAAUCAGGUGGGUCAUCACCAUUUCCUCCGCUAGACACCGAAUCAGGUGGGUCUUCUCCAUUUCCUCCUUUGAACACCGAAUCAGGUGGGUCUUCUCCAUUUUCUCCUGUAGAGAAUCAGAUGGGUCUUCUCCAUUUCCUCCUAUUAAGAAUCAGAUGGGUCUUCUCCAUUUCCUCCUGUUACAGAUCAGAUGGGUCUUCUCCAUUUCCUCAUGUAGGUUACAUAUGGUGGGUCUUCUCCGUUUCCUCCUGUUACAUAGGGGGCAUGUGGGUUGAGUGUAUACUCCCACGUGAAGGUGUUUUGCCAAGCAAUCGUGUUCGCAACGGCUUCGAUUCUUGGCCAUUCGGCUAUGUGGUAGAGUGCCACUCUAAACUCAGCAACGGCUUCGAUUCUUGGCCAGUCGGGUAUGUUGCAACGGCUUCGAUUCUUGGCCAGUCGGCUAUGUCGGAGACUGUUACUGUCUACAGUUUCUCCUUUGUUCGAGCUCUAAAUCCGUUGCACCUUGAGUUCUUGAACUCUCUCUUGAUUAAGGCCUUCAUUGUGUGA